AUUUGUAUUCUAGCGCUCAAUGAUGAGAGUGAGAUGAGAAAGACAGAAAGAGAGAGAGAGUAGUACAUCGGAAGACUCAGUGAGUUUACUGUUUCUCUGACUUUGAUGCAUGCAGGUUGAAGAGUGGAAGACGGUGAAAACUAAAAAUAAUAAAAUUAAAUAAAAUUCAGAGUAAAUGAAAAAAAGAAGAAUGUGAAGAGAGUGAUGUAGUGAGUAGUGAGUGUAAACAAGGUUUGGUCUUUGCUGCUGAUGUUCAUCACUGCAAGGUUUCCGCAUUUGGGUUUCUCUCCGAUUGAAAAAACUUUUUGAAUUUGAUGCAGCAAGGAAAUGAUGAUUUCAUCCUUUUAAGAGGAAUGUGACACUAGGAUAAUGCUGAAGAAGGGAAAAGGAUCAUAUUUGGAAGAUUUGUAAUCCUAUGGCUGAUUCUUCUUCCAAUUUCUCUUUACCUUGUGAUGCAUUAAGCCUAAGACAAAAGAGUUUCUCAAUUUUCCAUACCGGUGGUUCUAGGUUGGGGGUUGGUGCUAAAGGUUUGCCAGAUUCUGAAUCUGUUUGGAGCCCUACAUCUCCUCUGGAUUGCAGACUCUUCUCAAAUCUUAGCAACCCGUUUAGUGCCAAGUCUUCUAGGCCAUCAUUUCAAACUGGGCAUAAGAAGCAGUUUGAUGGCAGUAAAGUAGGCCUUGGCAUCAUAAGUUCCCUUGCUAAUGAAACCAAACUUAACAAUGACAUCCUUGCUAAAUUUAAGAGGAAAGGCAUAAUUUUUGGACCACAGGUGAAAACUGGCAUCCUUAAAUUCUCAAACAACAACCAGGAAUCCCUUGUGCCUUAUUUGAAAUCUAAUUCCUUGCCAAAAAACUAUGUAAUUUCACUUCCUUCUGAAACCACAAUUCCCAAAUCUGAACUGGAAAACUUUGAUGAUGUCUCUGGAAAGAAAGAUGACUAUUGGGAAUGCGAAGCUUUCAAAAGUACCAUAACUUCUUUGCCUGAUUCCUUUAGCCCUUCCUCAUUGAUCAACUCAACUCAAAACUCCAAUUUGGGAAUCAAUGAAUUAGGUGUUGGAAAUAAUGCAUCUGUAUUAAUGAGUUUGCCUCAAGUGACAAGCAAAGUUUCACAGGUAGGUAAUUCUUUGAAAAUUAAAUCAAAUUCACUUCCAAUAUCCAUUGAUUUUAGCAAAGGGUGUAUAGGCUCACUCUCUGCGAGAGAGAUAGAGCUUUCUGAGGAUUAUACCUGUAUAAUUUCUCAUGGUCCAAACCCUAAGAGAACACACAUUUUUGGUGACUGCAUUUUGGAAUGUCACAACCAUGACUUCACUGAGUUCAGCAAGAAGGAAGAACCUGCUUUCAGCUAUUCUCAAGUUCCUUCAUUUUCAGAUGGAUCAGCCCCUUAUCCUUCUGACAAUGUUUUGAGCUUUUGUUACUCAUGUAAUAAGAAAUUAGUGAAGGAGGAAGACAUUUAUAGAUACAGAGGUGAGAAAGCAUUUUGCAGUUUUGAAUGUGGAUCAGAGGAAAUUUUGACAGGGGAGGAAUUGGAGAAAACUUGUACUAACUCAGCAGAGAGCUCUCCUGACUCAAGUUACCAUGAUCUCUUCCUCACGGGUCUGCUUUUGUCCAAAUAACAUGCUUUCUUUUUACUUCGUUGAGAGAUACUGUGAAUAAUUUUGUUUACAAACAGCUUCCUAUGUGGAUUUGUUUGUGCUAUGGAUGGUUGCAAUGCAAAAUUAUGUAGUGUGCUGGUUGUCAACAAGAACCAUAUUUCAUGGUUCAGUGAGUUAUUAUUGCCGGAAUAGGCAGAGUUUUCUCCCUUCUGGUAACUCUUGAACAUAUAUAUGCAUUGUAAUUAUCACUGGAUGAGUUGAUUAAAGAGGCUACAGCAGGCCCUUGCUUCUCAUCAUUUUCUUUUUACUUGCCUAUCAUUGCCUUCUACAGUUCUACCUUUGCUUAAAAGUUAAUAAUAAUCAUACUCCCUA
Glycine soja is the source of this 1963-nucleotide messenger RNA. RefSeq names its product FCS-Like Zinc finger 10-like. NCBI's taxonomy places the organism in Eukaryota, Viridiplantae, Streptophyta, Magnoliopsida, Fabales, Fabaceae. The transcript has 3 exons. Bases 416 to 1612 code for a protein of 398 amino acids. The record is from RefSeq and is a predicted model, not a curated record.